Molecule: messenger RNA, 1998 nt
Organism: Electrophorus electricus (electric eel)
Lineage: Eukaryota; Metazoa; Chordata; Actinopteri; Gymnotiformes; Gymnotidae
Gene: prdm12a
Product: PR domain containing 12a
Biological process (GO): neurogenesis; regulation of gene expression
Cellular component (GO): nucleus
Molecular function (GO): histone methyltransferase binding
Source: RefSeq, a predicted model, not a curated record
AUAUAAGUGCACCCUGGUUUGAGAACGGAACAUUUUCGAUCUGGGCGUCCUGUGAGAAGGAAUACCUUUUUUUCUGACAUCCCACGCCGCUGACCGGUCUUCACAGUCCUUCGAGCGCUGUCGCUCCGCAGACGCGAACCCACCGUCAUGGGAUCUGUGUUACCCGCAGAAGCGCUGAUGAUGAAAUCGAGAUUCAAGUCUCAAAGUCACUCCUUGUGUGAAAUCAUCACAUCAGAUAUUCUGCACAGUUUUCUGUAUGGAAGAUGGAGAAACGCGCUCGGCGACCAUUCGUCGGAAGACAAGCACAUCCACAGCAGUGUCAGUCCGAAAACCGCGUUUACCGCUGAGGUCCUGGCUCAGUCUUUCGCUGGAGAGGUCCAGAAGUUGUCUAGUUUGGUCUUGCCCAGUGAGGUCAUCAUCGCGCAGAGCUCCAUUCCCGGGGAGGGACUGGGGAUUUUUUCCAAAACGUGGAUUAAAGCCAGUACCGAGAUGGGCCCGUUCACCGGCCGGGUGAUCUCACCCGAGAACGUAGACCUGCUGAAGAACAACAACCUUAUGUGGGAGGUGUUCAACGAGGACGGCACCGUGCGCUGCUUUAUUGACGCGAGUCAGGAAGACCACCGUAGCUGGAUGACCUACAUCAAAUGCGCGCGCAACGAGCAGGAGCAGAACCUGGAAGUGGUGCAGAUCGGUGGCAGCAUCUUCUACAAGGCCAUGGAGACCAUUCCUCCUGAACAUGAGUUGCUUGUUUGGUAUGGGAAUUCCCACAACACUUUCCUGGGUAUUCCUGGUGUUCCAGGCAUUGAGGAUGAGCAUCAGAAAAAGAACAGGAAUGAUGACGCCCAUUCAUGUGACAGCAGCGGUUCAACGUCACUUUCCUCGUCUUCUUCCUGCGCGGGCAGCCGCAUGCGCUGCGUCAUCUGCCACCGCGGUUUCAACUCGCGCAGCAACCUGCGCUCGCACAUGCGCAUCCACACGCUGGACAAGCCGUUCGUCUGCCGCUUCUGUAACCGCCGCUUCAGUCAGUCGUCCACGCUUCGCAACCACGUGCGCCUGCACACCGGCGAACGUCCCUACAAGUGCCACGUGUGCCAGAGCGCAUACUCGCAGCUGGCGGGACUGCGCGCGCACCAAAAGAGCGCCAGGCACCGGCCGGCGGGCGCCGUCCUCGAGGCUGGACAGCCCUCGCCACCCCCUCCGCAGAUGUCCGCGAUGGCCUCCAUGUCCCAGCCGGUGCCGCUGGUCCAUCACAUAGCCACCAUGGUGCUCUGAACAGUGCACGUGGUGCAAGAGACAGUGGGCUGGACGCACGAACAACGUUGCACUUUAAUUCUUCACCAAAUGUGACGCGUUAUGAGUCAAUACAUUCAAUAACUGAGAGGUGACCGGAGAGCCACCCGACAGUAUGUUCUACUAACGACCAGUAUCCGACAUGUAUCAAGUUAUAAUAAAAUGAAUGAAUGUUCAUUUCCAUUAGACUUUUUCGUUGUUACUAGGACGUGAGUCGCAGAAAAUGAGACGACCACAGUGAAGGGUCUCGGCUGUUUUCUAGAAACAAGGAGUAAAAACAGUCAAUGACCUUCCAAUCACUGUGGACUGAACACGAAGCACUGCAUACUCCAAAAAUGUCACUAGAUGCCUUAAAAUGGAGCCUAGGAAUUAUUACGAUAGUAUACACGUUCACGCAUUUGUCUGUCAUUUCUAGCCUUAUAAUGAUUACUGUCCACUGUGAACAGGUUUUCUUUAGAAAAUAUAAAUUAUAAUGACAAAAAUAAUUAGCGGUUAACAAAAUUAAACUUACGUUCAUACUUGGAUGUGGUAGGUUUGAAAGAAAUAUUAAGAUAAUAAAAUCAGUGUCGAUCAUGUGAAUUGAUGAGAAUACGUCCUAUUCACGAUGUACUAAAAGACUGACAGUUUAUUACCUGACCGAAGCCUCAUUAUGCCACAUAACAUGAAAUAAUAACAUCACUUUAUCUCUGUGUCUGCUGUAAAUAUAUG